AUGGUGCUCGAGGCAACGAUGAUCUGCAUCGACAAUUCAGAGUGGAUGCGCAACGGAGAUUACUCUCCCAACAGAUUCCAAGCCCAAUGCGACGCCGUCAAUCUAAUUUGUGGAGCUAAAACUCAAUCGAAUCCUGAGAAUACAGUGGGAAUCUUAACAAUGGCUGGAAAGGGGGUUCGUGUCUUGGUCACCCCGACCAGUGACCUUGGAAAGAUCUUGGCUUGCAUGCACGGUUUAGAGAUAGGCGGUGAGAUGAAUUUGGCCGCUGGGAUCCAGGUUGCUCAGUUGGCCCUCAAGCACCGUCAAAACAAGAAGCAGCAACAAAGGAUUAUUGUGUUUGCAGGAAGCCCUGUUAAGUAUGAGAAGAAGGUGCUUGAGUUGAUUGGAAGGAAACUGAAAAAGAACAGUGUUGCUCUUGACAUUGUAAACUUUGGUGAAGAAGAUGAAGAAAAGAAUGAAAAGCUCGAGGCAUUGCUUGCUGGAGUAAAUAACAAUGAUAGCAGCCAUAUUGUUCAUGUUCCUCCUGGUCCUAGCGUCCUUUCAGAUGUGCUUAUCAGUACCCCAAUCUUUACUGGAGAUGGGGAAGGGGGAAGUGGCUAUGCAGCUGCUGGAGCUGCAUCUGGGUUUGAAUUUGGUGUGGAUCCGAACUUGGAUCCUGAACUUGCCCUUGCACUUAGGGUAUCAAUGGAAGAGGAGAGGGCAAGGCAAGAAGCAGCUGCGAAGAAGGCUGCAGAAGAAUCUUCCAAACAGGAAAAAGGAGAACAACAGACCACGAUACAAGAUGCCACAAUGACCGAGAAUACGAACCCUGGAACUUCUCAACCGGAAAAGAAGACAAAUGAUCUAACGGAUGAUGAGAAUGCAUUGUUACAGCAGGCUCUAGCUAUGUCAAUGGAUGACUCUUCCUCUACUGUUGCUGUACGCGACACUGACAUGUCAGAUGCAUCCGCAGAUGAUCAUGAUUUGCAACUUGCGCUUCAAUUAUCUGUUCAAGACAGUUCGGGAGAACAAUCCAAUCCGUCAGAUGUCAAUAAGCUGUUGGGAGACCAGUCCUUUAUGACCACCAUACUUUCCCAACUGCCUGGAGUUGAUCCGAAUGAUCCUCAUGUCAAAGAUUUGCUGGCUUCUAUGCAGAGUCCGUCUGAGAACAAGGAAGAAGACAAGACACCACCUAAAGAGGACGAAAAGAAAUAA
Molecule: messenger RNA, 1194 nt
Organism: Striga hermonthica
Lineage: Eukaryota; Viridiplantae; Streptophyta; Magnoliopsida; Lamiales; Orobanchaceae
Source: the annotation of a GenBank genome assembly